Rangifer tarandus platyrhynchus (Svalbard reindeer) is the source of this 279-nucleotide messenger RNA. Lineage: Eukaryota; Metazoa; Chordata; Mammalia; Artiodactyla; Cervidae. The record is from the annotation of a GenBank genome assembly.
AUGACGCAGGCUAGAGCUCUCCUGCUGCUCUGCACUGCCUUGCUCCUCAUUGCGGGAGGAAAUUGUGACAUCUCCCCAGCAGUGAGGGAGGAUGUUUACCUGUUUGUGAAGGGAACCCCUGAAGAAUACAUUGCUAAAGUGAAAGAAUAUAACACAAACAGUGCGAUAGUGGCCAAUGCCAGAAGGCUGAAAGGCAGAGUUGAUGAGAAGUUGACAGAAGAGGAUAAGCAGAAUGCUCUCAGCAUCCUGAAUAAAGUAUACUCAAGUUCUCUCUGCUGA